Aplysia californica (California sea hare) is the source of this 1595-nucleotide messenger RNA. RefSeq lists its product as uncharacterized. The record is from RefSeq and is a predicted model, not a curated record. Lineage: Eukaryota; Metazoa; Mollusca; Gastropoda; Aplysiida; Aplysiidae.
AAACGAUCUCUUCAAGUUCAUUGUGGAGUCUGGAGCGAAGCCACCCAGUUUUGUUGGUCAGUCUAGCCUAUCAUGUAUGCAAAGAAACACAGAAGACGGACUGUAUCUGCAAAGAGACAUCCUAUCGCUGUUUCCUCAAAAUGACGAAUUCCUUCCACCAUCUACUAACGUGGUGCACGCACAAGAAUCCUCACAGGGUUUUCCCGGAAUCCCCGGGAAUUCCCCUUCUACCGUGCACUAUGUAUGGUGCGCGAAACGAUAUUUCCGAUUCGAGGACUACCUCGGCGUUCUAAGCGCUCUUCGUGUCUUAGAACCCGGGAAGCUGGUGUUUCACUAUAACAGUCUGCCUAAAGUAGAUGGCAUGUACUACAAUACGUGGUUCUGGGAGCUGAAACAAUCGACACAUAACCUUGAACUUCGAAAGACCAACAGACGACUGGAGUGUGGCACAUCUGACUCCCUCAUUUUCGGAUUAGAACAAAUAACAAAAUCGGAGGGCGGCGGGGUUUAUCUCGGAGAAAAAACUAUAAUCACCCACAUCCCUCAAGAGUGGAAAACGAGAGAUUUCUUUUCGUUCUUCCCGGAUGAUGAGAAAUAUUUCACCACGGGACAAGGGAUAUUUUUUGCGAAGCGGAAAUUCCCGAUAGACGAUUUGGCGAACUUCACGGCAUCCAUCUUGAGCGUCACGAAACCAUGCGUAACCACAGACGCUUUUGACGCAGAACACCUGAGCUUUGAUCCGACCGUACGUGCGAGUGUCCAAAGUUCCUCUGAGUGCAUCAUUCUCACAAGCCGAAUCUAUCCCAAGGACAUUAUGGAGUCACCCUUAGCAAGCCACAGCAUGGCCAGAUGGUUGUACUACGGGACUGGCGACAAGACUGUUGCAGCACCAGACCCAGAGGACGAGCCACUGAUCCCUAUGAUCGCCCACAUGUUCUGUUUACGAAACGACGGGGAAGACAGGACCACCAUCGCGUUUCCUUUCAACGCCUACCUGGGAGUGCUCUCGGCUCUGUAUGUGGCUGGGUUUGAGCACCUCUACAUUCACGGGAACAUACGACCAGAGGGGCCGUGGUGGGACAAACUGAAGGGGGAAAACAUCACAUUUGUACCGUUGGAUGUGUUCAAGACAGUUUACCAACGUCCUGUGGUAAAAGCUCAGCACAAGACAGACAUAAUGAGGAGUAGCACAUUGCUCAAAUAUGGAGGCGCUUACAUGGACUGGGAUGUGGUAUGGUCUAGCCCAAUCCCCACGAGCCUCCGCAGGUACCAGGCUGUGGUGUCCAUGGACUGGCCAGUCUACCCCGAGUGGCCUGAGUCCUUCAACCUUGGCGUGGCCCUGGCUAAACCAGGCGCACCCUUCUUACGUCAUUUCACGGAGACUUUCAGGUUUGUAGCGGAAGGGGCGUGGCAUUUCAACGCCCUCUUGAUGCCCUACCGACUGUUUGAACAGUACCCACACACAGUCCACAUCGAGAGGCGACUCCAGGUGAUCUGUUACAACAACAUCUGUCACCCAGCCUGGCACAAGGACUACAUACGACAGCUGUCUGACUCACGACCCACCGAGCCUUUUGACCCGGAAGAAAUCCAAG